This is a messenger RNA of Lichtheimia ornata, 3486 nucleotides long. RefSeq lists its product as uncharacterized. The transcript has 14 exons. Gene Ontology annotation, biological process: proteasome-mediated ubiquitin-dependent protein catabolic process; DNA repair. Bases 1 to 3486 code for a protein of 1161 amino acids. The record is from RefSeq and is a predicted model, not a curated record. Gene Ontology annotation, molecular function: nucleic acid binding; protein binding. Gene Ontology annotation, cellular component: site of double-strand break; nucleus. Lineage: Eukaryota; Fungi; Mucoromycota; Mucoromycetes; Mucorales; Lichtheimiaceae.
AUGACCUGUUACAAGUACGUUGUCACAGCACAAAAACCAACGGCUACGCACUUUACAGUCAAGGGUCCAUUCACUGCUAGCACCGAUGUUAAUCUUAUCCUUGGCAAAGGAACACGCAUCGAGAUCUAUACAUUGACACCAGAUGGCUUGAAGCCUACGCUUGAAUUCAGUAUCUAUGGCACGAUUCGAGCUCUCGAUCUAUACAAGCCUCGUGGACGAGACAAGGCAUCCUUAUUUGUGCUCACCAGUCGACGCAUGUUUUGCAUCUUGUCCUACUCUGAACGCACGCAGCAAAUCAUCACUGAAGCAAACGGCGAGAUUGGACCAACAGGGCCACCACAUCUUUGGUCGAAUCGCAUGUUCGGCUUACUUGAUCCGACAAGUCGUUAUUUUGCUAUUGGUCUACAUGAACGCAUGAUAUCAGUCUUAACGCACGACGCUUUCACACAAAUCCAAGCACGUGAGGGAUAUUCAACUCGCAGAAGCUCAUUGAAAACGAGAGAGACUCGACGCAAAUCAUCAACUCAUUAUCAACGACCUGAACCAUCCAACCAAAUCAAUCUUGGACUCGGUGAAAAAAAGUUGGUGAGCAUGGUGUUUUUGCAUGAUGCAAAGGAACCAACACUUGCAGUAUUGUACGACGAUCCAGAUCGGGAACGUUUCCUGCAAACCUUUGUACUUCACACACGAUCAGGCGAAUUCUUCCCAGAUCAACUCUUGAUAUCACAACUGCGUGCCGAUGAGAAUGACAAUCUUUUGAUCGCUGUCCCAUCCCCCAUCGGUGGUGUAUUACUGAUCGGUGAAACAACCAUUCGCUAUCUCAAGAAGGAUCAUAAUCCAAAGGCUGUUGGUAUACGCAAUUGUAGCAUCAAUUGCUACACUAUGAUUAAUCGGGAAGGAACACGGUUUUUGCUGGGUGAUCGGACCAUGGGCCAUUUGUAUCUUCUCACGCUCAAGGUGAUCGACGAUGGUGUGGAUGAGAUCAACUUUAUACGGCUUGGCCAGACUUCGGCACCAAUAUGCUUAGCGUAUCUUGACAAUGAUGUCGUGUUUGUGGGUUCACACGUUGGUGAUUCUCAGCUGGUGCAUAUCAACAGCAGCCAAACCAAUUCUGCAGACGAUAUCCUCGAAGUCAUGGAAGAGUUCCCUAACUUGGCGCCCAUUCCUGAUUUUUGUGUGGUGGAUUUGGAUAAGCAGGGGCAAGCACAAUUGGUGACAUGUUCAGGAGCUGGUCAAGAUAGUUCAUUAAGGAUUAUUCGCAAUGGCGUUGGAUUGAAUGAGCUGGCUGCUAUUGAUAUUACGGGCGUGAAAGGGAUAUGGUCGCUAAGACCAGCAUUUGAUUCCAGCCACGAUGACAUGAUUGUGUUUUCCUUUAUCAACCAAACGAGUAUAUUGCAGCUGCGAGACUAUGAGAUGAGCCAGAUACACCCAUAUGCAAGCUUUGACAUUUCGCGACGUACACUAGCAGCAGGCAAUGUUGUGGGCAACUUUAUCAUUCAAGUCACGGAUCAAAGCGUGCGAUUGAUGGAGACAGGUGUACAUGGAAAUUUGCUGGAUGAAUGGAUACCAAAGGAUGGUGCACAAAUUACGGUGGCAAGUUUGAAUCCAACGCAGUGCGUCUUAUCAACAGGCCAUGGUCGACUUUUUGUGCUGGAGGUUCAAGAUCAUCGUAUCAUGGAGACAGGAGACACGCAGCUCAAUGAUGAGAUUUCAUGUAUCGACAUUACCCCGCUGGAUACGUCAAGCCCGCAAAAAACAUCGGUCGUGGCGAUUGGUGUGUGGCAGCAGGUUGGGGUUCGUCUUUUAUCCCUACCAACAAUGCAAGUGGUGGCCGAGGAAAUACUGGCUGGUACAGCUAUGCCUCGUUCUAUUCUAAUGGCCAAAUUUGAGGACAUCUCUUAUCUUUUGGUUGCUCUUGGUGAUGGUCAAUUCUACAACUUUAAGCUUGACACCCGUGAAGGGCGAUUAUGGGACAAGAAACGUUCGUUUUUGGGUAAAAUGCCUAUUGCCCUGGGUACCUUUUCAUCCAACGACACCACACACGUCUUUGCCGCAUCCGACAAGCCAAGUGUCAUCCACAGUCGCAAUCAAAAGCUUAUCUACUCUAACGUCAACUUGAAGGACGUGCGUUGUGUUACCUCGUUCAACAGCUCUUCAUUUCCCGACGCCGUUGCAUUGACGACCAAAGAUGGAUUGGUUAUUGGCCAAAUGGAGGAGAUCCAAAAGCUGCACAUUACCAAGAUUGGCACCCGAGAUACCCAAAGCAGGAUCGUGUAUCAAGAAUCAUCAAAGACAUUUGGCGUUAUCACAUCACGUCUGAUUGCAAGGAAGUACGAGUCACCCAAUGCCACCACCAGUGCCUUUGAAGUACACGAUGAUCAAACAUUCAAAUUAAUCGAUCGGAUCUAUGUCAAGAACCACGAGAGGAUCAUGUCAGUGGUCAAUGCUGUUUUCGACAAUGAUGGAGAUGAGUACUAUGUGCUCGCUACAGGGUAUACCAAUGAUCCAUACGAGCGAGAUGCUAUUGGAAGGCUGGUGGUGUAUCGCAUUACAGCCGAUCGUAAAUUGGAAUUUGUGAGCCAACUCAAGGUGGAUGGUAUUGCCGACAAUUUGCGAUUGUUUCAAGGAAAGCUUCUGGCAAGCGUCUCACAAAAGAUACAAUUGUUCCGGUGGGAGCUCGAAGUAAGCGGACGUGGUCAUCUAGCACUUGUAUGCUCUUGUCCCAUUCCAUCUAUUUGUGAAUCUAUUGCAACACAUGGCAACAUGAUUGUGAUUGGUGAUAUGGCACGUGCUGUGGUGGCAAUGCGAUACAACCCACAAAAGCAAACUAUUGAAGCUGUGGCUCACGACAAGCAACCCAAAGAGAUAACGGCUGUUGAAGCAUUAGGCGAUGAUCUCUAUCUUGCAGCUGAGGAAAGUGGCCAUUUAUUUGUCUACAAGCACACAACGACCAAGGUCGAGGAAGAAGGAGGAGGAGGAGAAAGAGCUAUCCCUGGGGCGAAUGGCAGCGCCAACACCACCAACAUGGAUCAAGUAGAAGAUCGUCUUGACAUUGUCGGGCAGUGGCACUUUGGUGAACGCAUUCAUAGUUUUCGAUUUGGUUCUUUGGCUACCAAUCCACCUGAUCCAGACACUCGGCCAGUGGCACCCUCUCUUAUCUUUUGCACAGCUAAUGGAUCCAUCGGCGUGCUAGCAGAUUUAUCAGGAGAACGCUUCAAGCUCUUACUACAAAUGCAAAGCAACCUCGUCAAGGUGGUACCGAGCAUUGGUCAUUUAAGCCAUACAGACUGGCGAAAUAUUGACGUUCGUGAUAUACGUGACAAAGCUGUCAACUUUAUCGAUGGUGAUUUGAUUGAAAGCUUCUUGGAUUUGACACCACAAGAGAUGCAAAAUGUAGUCGAUGGUCGUAACGGCGGUCGAAGAUUGGAGUCCUCUGUUGAAGAUUUAUGCAAGGUAGUCGAAGAGCUUAUGAGUGUACACUCCUAG